UGAAAUGUUACUUUUUGGACGAAAAUUAACUGCAGCAGAAGCUUGCGAGAGAGGCUUGGUAGCAGAAGUCUUUCCUGAUAGCGAGUUUCAAACAGAAAUACAAAAAAGAAUAAAACUGUAUGCAGGCUUACCUAAGAAUUCUUUGAGUCUGUCAAAACAAUUGAUCCGAGGUGUGGAUAAAGAUACCCUUCUGAAGGUAAAUGACCAAGAAUGUGAAUUAUUAAUUGAGAGAUGGACUUCAGAUGAAUGUGCUCAAGCUGUCAUGAACUUCUUCACAAAGAAAUCAAAGCUGUGAUGAGUUGAACAAACUAUCAAGAAUUAAA
Molecule: messenger RNA, 323 nt
Organism: Saccoglossus kowalevskii
Lineage: Eukaryota; Metazoa; Hemichordata; Enteropneusta; Harrimaniidae
Product: enoyl-CoA delta isomerase 2-like
Cellular component (GO): peroxisome; mitochondrion
Molecular function (GO): delta(3)-delta(2)-enoyl-CoA isomerase activity; fatty-acyl-CoA binding
Source: RefSeq, a predicted model, not a curated record